Messenger RNA from Scomber scombrus (Atlantic mackerel), 878 nucleotides. RefSeq names its product N-terminal glutamine amidase 1 (gene ntaq1). The coding region runs from base 4 to 630 and encodes 208 amino acids. Gene Ontology annotation, cellular component: nucleus; cytosol. NCBI's taxonomy places the organism in Eukaryota, Metazoa, Chordata, Actinopteri, Scombriformes, Scombridae. The transcript is spliced from 6 exons. Gene Ontology annotation, molecular function: protein-N-terminal asparagine amidohydrolase activity; protein-N-terminal glutamine amidohydrolase activity. The record is from RefSeq and is a predicted model, not a curated record.
AACAUGGCGCCGGAAGAAAGAAUCACACCGAGCCGCGAAAACUGCGUUUAUACCCAAUGUUACUGUGAGGAAAAUGUUUGGAAACUCUGUGAGUUCAUCAGAACAGAGAGAACCGCACCGCUGGAACACGUCUUUGUGGUUUUCAUCUCUAAUGAGAACAGAACGGUUCCUCUCUGGAAACAGAAGUCAGGACAUGGAGACCAGCCAGUGAUCUGGGAUUACCACGUGGUUCUGCUGCAGGUCGACGGUCCAGAGAACUCUCUGAUCUAUGAUCUGGAUUCUGUGAUGUCAUUUCCCUGCAGCCUGAAACUGUACGCUGCCCACGCCCUGCGCUCCGACCGCGGCAUCAAACCUGCGUAUCACAGGCUGCUGCGUGUCGUACCUGCAGAGUCUUACCUGAGGAACUUCGCCUCUGAUCGAUCUCACAUGAGGAACCCUGACGGCUCUUGGAAGAUGCCCCCCCCACUGUACCCUCCCAUCCACACCACAGAGUGUCAGAUGAACCUCGAUGACUUCAUCAACAUGGACGCCGCCGGCUGGGGGAGCGUCUACCGGCUGCACCACUUCCUGUCCCGCUACGCCUCCUCUUCAUCAUCAUCAUCAUCUCCAGCAGCUUUGACAUCAUCGUAGCUGUGACAUCAUCGGAGCUGUGACAUCAUCGGAGCUGUGACAUCAUCGGAGCUGUGACAUAAUCCGAGCUGUGACAUCAUUGGAGCUGUGACAUUGGAGCUGUGACAUCAUCGGAGCUGUGACAUCAUUGGAGCUGUGACAUUGGAGCUGUGACAUCAUCGGAGCUGUGACAUCAUUGGAGCUGUGACAUUGGAGCUGUGACAUCAUCGGAGCUGUGACAUCAUCGGAGCUGUGACAUCAUUGGAGCU